Messenger RNA from Corticium candelabrum, 2834 nucleotides. RefSeq names its product mucin-2-like. The coding region runs from base 1 to 2631 and encodes 876 amino acids. Lineage: Eukaryota; Metazoa; Porifera; Homoscleromorpha; Homosclerophorida; Plakinidae. The record is from RefSeq and is a predicted model, not a curated record. The transcript has 9 exons.
AUGACAUCAGACCGUCACCAUUCAUCACCAAGACAGAGCAGAUGGCAUCUUCUGUGGACGUACGCAUACAUUGCUGUAGCAGUACUGCCAGGAUCAGCAGGAAAGAAGUUCGCUUGCGGUAAAGGGCCACAUAAGCUAGAAAACGUCGACCUAGACAUCUACGUGACAGAAGGAACGGCCACCGUUCUUACAACGAAAAACAUUUCACAGUUAGCAGUUCAGCAUAUACGCUGGUGGACCGAACCAGACACCAAACAAUCCGCGUUUGACCGUCACACCGUCAUGACAGAGACCAACACCCACGCGACACUAACGAUGAGACAAGAAUUGAAUGACGUCAAGGUCGGAUACUGCGUGCAAUACACAAAGACAAACGGCCAAACAGCCACUUUCACUAGUCGCUCAGCGACGCUAAAGUUAGGCGGUAAGCAUUACCUGCAUGUUUUACGCCAAAUAAACGCUUUUCGUCAUUGCAACCCAUUCCGUGCAGAUGCCCGCAUGCACCCAGUAAAAGACAAUACACAAAACACGAGUCUAGUCAGAGGUCUCAGUCAAACCAUCGUUCCUGUGUCGUGUUUCAACGCAACCAAUGGGCCACUACGUAGUAUAAUAACGACGAACGUAAGCAUAAAAAACAAUCUAUAUCCAACGCGUCAAGACCAAUUCACACUGGACGGCGACUGUGUCGAGAUGGGACCGCUGAUAAAAGGUUACACAGGGUACGUUUACGUGGUGACGGUAGAGAAUUGCUUCUCGACGACGGCAGAUAUUCGAUUUCUUCUGCAAGUCGAAGCUUCUACAACUCUUCCUCCCAGGGCCAUAAGCCAUGAACACGAGACGGAAGAACCCACCGUUCAGCAGCUAUCAGCCGGUGUACAGAGUCCUGCCAUCCAAAUCACCUCAAUCAAAGUAGGACAAAAACAUCAAACCAGUACCUCAACCAUCGUUAUCUACGCCAAUAUAAACUGCCAAGUAACAGUAGCCUACAACAUCUCAGGAACACAUUGCCACGUAACAGUCCAACGGAACAAACACACCAUCAAAACAUCAAACAGAAUUCUCAUUUCGCUAUCCAAUUUUACGAUUUCCCCGGUAACUACAACCGAUUUCGGAAACUACACAUUGACAGUUCGAAACGAGAAUGGAGCGUCUACCACAGAGUUUACCAUUAAACAACUCAACGCAACAAACCACUCACCCACACGAGCACCCAUGUCUUCCACCACAAACAGAAAUAGUUCACAAUCAAUAUUGACAGAGCAAGAUGAAAUCGCUAGCAGAAAACCACAGACUGAAAAGAAAGACAAGACAGGAAGAAUUACAACGCCAUACCAUAGAAAACCUGAUCGUUUGUUACCUGAAAAAUAUUCUUUGCCAAAAGAUAAUUCAACUGUCUCGGCUGUGGCCUACACAACACCUACAUUGAAUGAUGCAGUGGCAACCAGGACUUCAGGUGUACCAGUCUGGACUGUGACUACGUUUGUACUGACAUUUUUGUUGGUCACCGUUAUCGUAACAGUCAUCAUAUACAAAUGCAGGAAGAGAGCAUGUCGGUGCAUUACACGAUACAAGAGUAAACACAGAGGGUAUUAUUGGACUGUUGAACCAAGUCAGUCUAAUACAACAAACAAUUAUGAUGUGCUAUCCAGCAUCGACUUCAACAAUGCCAUCAUAUCAUCUGAAACAGGAGAGACCAACACCGACAUCAUCAGUCAACCUAAUCGUCAGAUAUCCUCGCCCACGUCGACGACUGACCAACCACUCUACCUGCCAAACGCACUCCACACAUCUACAAACCAGGAACAAGUCACCACAUCAUCACAACCCAACAAAUCAGCAACACACAACCACGAACAACCAAAUCCCACAUACCAAACGAUACACGAACACACAGAGGUCACACAACGAGCGGCAUGUCCUGCAUCUCAACCCAACACCCAUCAGAGUACAGAAACAAGAACCAAUACCAAAACCGUGUGCAGUGAACAAAAUGAAAACGACCGAAUAAUUUACAGUGAGAUAAAACAAAAGACUGCAAGCAAUAAAACAGCAAGCAAACAUCCGACGUCAUCAUCUCACGACUAUGCAGAGAUCGACUUUGAUUCGCCAGCUACAGCAACAAAUUCAAAAAUUAGACCAAGAAGUCACACCGUGCAGUAUUACAAACGAGAAAGCGUCAACGAAUGCAACGACCCUGUUGCAUAUGCCACGCUAGAAGAUAUGAACACGAUGAAGGAAAACACCAGAGAGAGAAGUCAAACUACACUGGUAACCGUGUCUGAUCUGUCUUCUCUUUACGCCAAAGUAAACAAGACGCGAUCUUCUUCUCUAUCAGUGCCUCACAAAUUCCACUCGACUACGAAUCCCAACCUACAAAAGAACGACACAAGACAAAUCAUUCAUUCUGCCUCAGCGUCCUCACCCAGUCUAUCACAAACUGUGCACAAUCACAGUCAACAUACAAACUCCAUGAGCAAAGACACUAACCAUCAAAUAGAAACAUGGAGACCUAAACCUCCGGUUAAGCCAAAACCAUAUGGGCUAUCACAGCUAGUUGCUGCUUCAAACAAAGUGUGCAAAGAUCCCGUUGAGUCCAAAAGACAAAAACAUAGUAACCACAUCGUGAAAUAAUACCACAAGCAGCAAUCACAAAUAUAUUGGAAGACUGUAUAAUGGCUGGUGUUAGAUAGUUUGUAAUCUUGUUUUUAGAAAGAGCGAUGAACUAUUGUCUAGUGUCUAUAGAUCAAAACAUUAACUAUUUUAUAUGAAUUCUGAUAUAGUGAUGCUGUUUUAAUCUGUCCACGUUAACUUAGUGUUUCAGUUCAUAUUUUCAA